UGGGGUUGAUUAUGAUAGAUAGGGAAAGUAUUGGGGUUUUAUCGGGAAGAUGAUAAAAAAACUGUGCCCAAUACAAACUUGUCUGCUCAACUAACUCCAUUUUCUCCUUCAUUUCCCCGGAAAAGAGAGACAAGAGAGACUGUUGUUCAAUGUUGAUGCACUUCAUAGGCUAUUCCGAAGCUGCCAAGGAUCCGGAAAUGCAGGGGAUAUAUAGUAAUGCUUCGAGUUUAAACGCUAGACCGAGUAACUCAAGCACUAUGAACCAAAACAUGAAUGUUUCAAGACCGAGGAAGCGCAAAGAUUCAACCUUCUUACAAUCACCAUGGCACAAAGUCUAUCUGCAACCUUCAAAGUUAUGUCACAGCAUCAGUGUGUCAGAACAAGAGUGGGCCCUUGCGGCAAAUACACUCUGUGAGAAGAUCGAUCCAAAUGAGGUGGUCUCUCCUUCAAAGAAGAGGCUUGUAUUAUCCACAAAUCUUAUGCAACAACUUCUCCAACCAGCACCAACGUUUGUUUUCUCGGACAUCAAGUCAGCUUUCAACUACGAGAUUAUGCUUUACUUUGAGUCCAGAAUCACCCUCGCUGAUGCAUGUUCUGUCACGUGCCACUCGGAUUUUGAUAAGAGCACAAAUGAUCAAGAAAGAGGGUAUACUGCACUUGUCAAAGCUUUCAUGGAGAAGUUCCAACACCUUGAAGAGGACUUCCAAAGCUCGGAGAGUGCCACAUCGAUGUUAGACAUCAUCUUAGAAAUCCAGGACAUUGAAAGAUUCUCGGUGAUAAACCGUCUGGCCAAGUUUCAUAGCCGUGCAAAGACCAAUACUAAAAGAUCAGUUCCUCAGAGAUACGUUGAUUUACAAAAGCCAGGGAACCUACCUGAGCCACUACAAUGUCUUUCUCUGUGAUCAUCAGGCUUUUUUUUAUAGGGGGAAGUAAAUGUAGGGGAUGAUCUGGAAGAAAACCUUUAGUAUAUAGUUUUCUUUGUAUAAAUAUGUACCCUAUGGCCCAAAUUACCUUGAUGUUUAUGUAAUGACUCUUUGAGAUAUGCAUAGGGAUACUUUGGUAGAUGAGUAUAUUGAAGGUAAAA
Messenger RNA from Brassica napus (rape), 1084 nucleotides. RefSeq lists its product as uncharacterized. The record is from RefSeq and is a predicted model, not a curated record. The transcript has 6 exons. Lineage: Eukaryota; Viridiplantae; Streptophyta; Magnoliopsida; Brassicales; Brassicaceae. The coding region runs from base 150 to 902 and encodes 250 amino acids.